Solanum verrucosum is the source of this 1264-nucleotide messenger RNA. RefSeq names its product phospholipase A1-IIgamma-like. Gene Ontology annotation, biological process: lipid metabolic process. The record is from RefSeq and is a predicted model, not a curated record. Gene Ontology annotation, molecular function: glycerophospholipid phospholipase A1 activity. Bases 3 to 1232 code for a protein of 409 amino acids. The transcript has 3 exons. NCBI's taxonomy places the organism in Eukaryota, Viridiplantae, Streptophyta, Magnoliopsida, Solanales, Solanaceae.
UGAUGAGGAACUGGUUUAAAAGAAAAAUGAAGAAAAGCACAGAGAAGACGGAUAGUACUAUAGCAAAAAGAUGGAUGAUUCUUAGUGGGAAGAACAACUGGGAAGGCCUUAUGGAUCCUUUAGACUACGAUCUACGUCGAUAUAUCAUUCACUACGGAGAAAUGGCUCAAGCAAGUUAUGACAACUUCAAUUCUAACAAGGCUUCCAAAAAUGCAGGGAAUAAUCGAUAUUCCAAGAAUAAUCUCUUCACAAAAGUAGGGCUCGACAAAGAUCACAAUCCCUUCAAGUAUCGCGUAACAAAAUAUUUGUACGCAACAUCUUCAAUUCAGGUACCUGAAGCGUUUAUCGUAAAAUCAUUGUCAAGGGAGUCAUGGAGCAAGGAAUCAAAUUGGAUAGGUUUUAUUGCGGUGGGUACAGAUGAGGGAAAAAUAGCAUUAGGAAGAAGAGAAAUUCUUAUUUCUUGGAGAGGAACUGUUCAAACUUUGGAUUGGGUAAAUGAUCUUGAUUUUUUUCAAGUUUCAGCACCCGAAAUCUUUAGAGGUAACACUGACCCUCAAAUACAUCGAGGCUGGUACUCUAUUUAUACUUCAGAUGAUCCACGAUCACCCUUCAAUAACACAAGUGUCAGAGACCAGGUGGUUGAGGAAGUAAAGAGAUUGGUAGAAGAAUACAAAAGUGAAAAAAUGAGCAUAACAAUAACAGGUCAUAGCAUGGGGGCAGCAGUUGGAACGCUUAACGCAAUUGACAUAGUUGUGAAUGGAUUCAACAAAGGAUGUCUAGUGACAGCGAUUUUAUUUGCAAGUCCACGAGUGGGAGAUUCAAGUUUCGUGAAUGCAUUUUCUAAGCUAGAAAAUCUUAGAAUUUUACGCGUUACAAAUUGCCUUGACAUAAUUCCAAAUUAUCCCUUGAUAGACUACUCAGAAAUCGGAGUUGAACUAGCUAUUGAUACAACAAAAUCGAAGUAUUUAAAAGUACCUGGAGAUAUAAGAAGCUGGCAUAGCUUAGAAGCUCACAUGCAUGGAGUUGCUGGAUAUCAAGGGGCAAAUGGUGGAUUUAAGCUUGAAGUACGACGCGAUAUUUCACUCGUUAAUAAGCAUUUAAAUGCAUUGAAGGAUGAAUAUUGUGUACCAACUUGUUGGUGGGUUGAGAAGAAUAAUGGAAUGGUACAACAAGAUGAUGGAUCUUGGAAGUUGAUGGAUCAUGAGGAUGAUGAUGAUUCUGUUUAUGCAUAAAUGGACUUUUGUUUGUAUUAAUAAAAAGAUGU